Molecule: messenger RNA, 2019 nt
Organism: Triticum dicoccoides
Lineage: Eukaryota; Viridiplantae; Streptophyta; Magnoliopsida; Poales; Poaceae
Product: protein NUCLEAR FUSION DEFECTIVE 4-like
Exons: 1
Coding region: 27-1775 (582 amino acids)
Cellular component (GO): membrane
Source: RefSeq, a predicted model, not a curated record
CACGGAAAGAAGCGGAGCAUCUCGCCAUGGCGGCCGCGGCCAGGGCCUUCGCCGUGCACGUGCUGCGCGGGAGGUGGUUCAUGGCGUACGGCUCCUUCCUCAUCAUGUCCGCGGCGGGGGCGACGUACAUCUUCGCCGUCUACUCCAAGGACAUCAAGGCCACGCUCGGCUACACACAGGAGCAGCUCAACACCGUCGGCUUCUUCAAGGACGUCGGCGCCAACGUCGGCAUCCACGCCGGCCUCAUCGCCGAGGUCGCCCCGCCAUGGCUCGUCCUCGCCAUCGGCGCCGCAAUGAACCUGGGGGGAUACCUCAUGCUCUACCUCUCCGUCGCCGGCGUCGUCCGCGCCAGGCCGCCGCUCUGGCUCGUCUGCCUCUACAUCGCCGUCGGCGCCAACUCGCAGGCCUUCGCCAACACCGGCGCGCUGGUCACCUGCGUCAAGAACUUCCCCGAGAGCCGCGGCGUCAUACUCGGUUUGCUCAAGGGCUUCGUCGGCCUCAGCGGCGCCAUCUUCACCCAGCUCUACCUCGCCUUCUACGGCGGUGGCGGAGGCGACACCAGGCCACUCAUACUUCUCGUGGGCUGGCUCCCCGCCGCCGUCUCCGUGGUGUUCCUCGGCACGAUACGGAUCAUUAGCUCGCCGCGCUCCCCAGCCGCGGCGCGCCGCGAGUACCGCGCGUUCUGCGGCUUUCUAUACGUGUCGCUCGCGCUCGCCGCUUACCUCAUGGUCCUCAUCAUCUUGCAGAAGAGGUUCUUGUUCACCCGAGCAGAGUUUGGCGUCAGCGCCGCCGUCGUACUCGCAAUGCUCCUCGUCCCAUUCACCGUGGUCCUGCGCGAGGAGGCCGCACUGUUCAAGAACACGCUGGAAGCGCAGUCCGUGGUGCCCGUGCCCACCAAACCGCGGACGCCGGUACAAGAGCCAGCGUCCGUUGCGGAGAGGCCAGCGGCCACACUGAUGUCGAGGGUGGUGCGUGCUCUGAGGCCGCCACCGCUUGGCGACGACUACACGAUCCUUCAGGCGCUGGUGAGCGUGGACAUGCUGCUGCUGCUCACGGCGACGGUGUUCGGCAUAGGCGGCACACUCACGGCCAUCGACAACAUGGGCCAGAUCGGCGAGUCGCUGGGCUACCCGCAGCGCAGCAUCGCCACCUUCGUCUCCCUCAUCAGCAUCUGGAACUACCUCGGCCGGGUCGCCUCCGGCUUCGCGUCGGAGGCGCUCCUCGCGCGGUACCGCCUCCCGCGCCCGCUCGUCCUCGCCGUCGUCCUGCUCCUCACCGUUCCGGGGCACCUCCUCAUAUCGUUCGGCGUGCCAGGCUCCCUGUACGUGGCGUCGGUGAUCAUCGGGUUCUGCUUCGGCGCGGCGCAGCCGCUGAUCCUGGCGAGCGUGUCGGAGCUGUUCGGCCUCAGGUACUACUCCACGCUCUACAACCUGUGCGGCACGGCGAGCCCCGUGGGGUCGUACGUCCUCAACGUGCGCGUCGCCGGGCGCAUGUACGACCGCGAGGCCGCGCGGCAGGGUGGCGGACACGCCGUGGCCUCGGCGGCCGGGAAGAGGCUCGUGACCUGCAUCGGCGUCCGGUGCUACAAGGAGUCGUUCUUGGUCAUAACGGCAGUGACUGUGGCCGCCGCGGCGGUGACGCUGGUGCUGGCGUGGAGGACUCGGGGAUUCUACGCGGGGGACGUGUACGCGCGGUUUAAGGAGGAGGAGGAGGAGGAGGCGGUGGUGGCUGGGCAAAGCAGAAAUGGCGUCGCCGCGUCGGAGAUGUCCAGUUAGAAGUGAAAGGGAGUUGCGCUGAACAUGGACCUAAGGUCUAACACAACACACGCGAUUACAGUGGUGAGGUGGACGAACAUAAUGUUAGAAAAUUAUUUUACAUGAUUAAUUCAUACACUCCAUGCCCUACCCUUAUAAGCUCCUUCGAGAGACUGAGCCGGCAUAUCAUCUUGUAAUUUAUAAAGUCAUCGUAGAUGCCUCGUCGUCGACGGGAACGUCUCCUCUCCUCCUAGUAAAAGUGUAU